AUGUCAGUGGAUUUAAGCGCAGGUUUAAUUCCAUCAGUCUAUCGUGAUCUAUUUGAAAUGGUUAAUUUACAUGGACUUGAUAAAAUAACACUUACUGUAUUUAUAUCUGUAUUUGAAUCAAAUACAUUAACAAAAAAUAUAUUAAAUCAAAUUUGGAAUGCAGUUAUAAAAACAAAUUCAAUUUCAUCACGUAAUGAUUUAUAUAAAUGUUUGGCAUUAAUGGCACUCGCCCAACAGGGGAAAAAUGUUGAUGAAAAAUUACUCAAUAAUUAUGUAAAUCGAGAAUUCCCUAUUCCAACACUAGACACGAUCAAUAAUCUAGAAGAUCGUUUACUUCGUAUUUUACGUAGUGAACAAGGAAAAAAUGAACUUUGUUUUCGUUAUGGUGAUCUAUGUUCAUUAGAUACAAUUCAAGUUGAUCUUGCAGCUGAAAGAGGUUUUAUUAAAAAACAUUUCGAAUAUGAUGUAUCAAGCCUGCGUCACAAAAACAAAGUCAUACGUCGAUAUAAUGACUUUCUUGCAUUAAAUGAAUUAUUGAGUUUAAAAUAUCCCUUUCGAAUAAUACCACAACUCCCACCAAAAAAAGCCGUUAAUGUUGAUAAAGAAUUUAUUGAAGAACGUCGUCGUUCAUUAAAAAGUUAUCUGGAAAUAUUAUGUCGACAUCCAAUUAUUUGUGAAACAGAAAUAAUUAAAUUCUUUUUAACUUUCCAAGGAACGUCAUGUGGUGAUAAUAUGAAAGCAACAUUUAAGAAUACACUUGAUGAAUUUAGUCAUGAACCACCAACGUCAUCAAGUUCUAUUGAUAGAAUUGAAAGACAUGAAGAAGAUUCAAAUGGUAUUCGAAUGUUUCAUAUAAGUCAAACACAUAUAUCAUUUCUUCAUCAGCAAUUUUCUCAAAUUCGAAUUUAUGUUAAAAAUAUUAAUGAGAGAAAUUUUAAAACUGCUGAAGAAUAUUUUCGAAUUGAAAAAGCUUUACAAUCAAUUAGUACAGAUUCAACACAAGUUCAACGUUGGGCUACAGGUCCGAAUGAUUAUUGGCCAACAAUACAAAAUGGCCUUAAUGAAUUGCCUAUUGAAAUAAAUGCUGUUGCCGAACGUAUUAAAGAAGAAUGUAUACAUGAAGAUGAAAUUAUUAAUGAUCAUCUUGAUAUGUUAAUUGAAUUACUUCAAGGAUAUAAAGAUUUAUGUAAACGAUUUGAAGAUGCAUUACAAAUUGAACAACGAGCUAUUCAUAAAGCAUCAAAUCAAAAUAGACGUUCAUUAUCAACAACUGAUGUGUCAUCGAAAAAUGAUAAUAAUAAUCUUGAUAUGAUUGAAAAACGUAAUAAUCAUGCACUUAAAUGUAUACAAAUUGAAACACAAUUAAUCUACGCGAAUUUAGAAGCAUUUGUUUAUAUUCUAAGUGGUUUAGGAAAUAUUCAAUCUAAAGUCUCAUCUGAUCUUCUCAAUGUUUGGAAAUCAUUUUCGAAUAAAAUCUCUCAACUUGGACAAACAUAUAUCAAUAAAUCAUCCAUACAACGAGCAACUACAAGUGGAUUAAAAAAUACUUAA
Molecule: messenger RNA, 1551 nt
Organism: Adineta steineri
Lineage: Eukaryota; Metazoa; Rotifera; Eurotatoria; Adinetida; Adinetidae
Source: the annotation of a GenBank genome assembly